Molecule: messenger RNA, 6091 nt
Organism: Naegleria gruberi
Lineage: Eukaryota; Heterolobosea; Eutetramitea; Acrasida; Naegleriidae
Exons: 1
Coding region: 1-6069 (2022 amino acids)
Biological process (GO): positive regulation of transcription by RNA polymerase I; maturation of SSU-rRNA from tricistronic rRNA transcript (SSU-rRNA, 5.8S rRNA, LSU-rRNA)
Cellular component (GO): small-subunit processome; 90S preribosome; t-UTP complex
Molecular function (GO): snoRNA binding
Source: RefSeq, a predicted model, not a curated record
AUGACCGAAUUGCAAAGACAACUUUCCUUUUUGCAGACAGUCUUUCCUCAGACUACUGCCACCAAAUUAAAGAAGGGAAAGGAAUCCUUCUUAUUCACUGCUGAGAAGGCUGCUAGAUUAACCUAUGAGGAUGUUCAUGUUAUUGGUGCUGACGGGUUGAAGGAAUUAAUUCGUUUGGAUCAAAGAUUCGGACCUUUCCAAGAAUCACUCUUUCACCCUUCUUCUGUGGAUAGAAAUAGAGAGAUGGAAACCAAGUCUGAAAACGAGAAAUUGGAUAAGCAAGUUGAAACUUUCAUGUUACUUUUGUCACCAUACUUUUUAUUAAAAGCAUCACACAAGGCUAUUGAAUAUUUAGUCAGAAGAUACAAGAUUCAUAUAUAUAACGUUGAUGCUAUUAUGGCUUCGAUUAUACCUUAUCAUGAAACAACUUUCUUUGCUCGUUUUGUCCAACUUUUAAAUAUUACUCCAACUAAAUGGCACUUUUUGGAACCUAUUCAAAGUAGUGGUGUUGUUAUGAGUAGAUCUACUUUGUUACAACGUUGUUAUACAGAUUUUUCAGUAUUCAUUUUCAUUUGUGAUGCUAUGAAGGCUUAUAUUGAAAGAUCUAUUGAUAACAAGUCAUUCAUCAACUUUUAUGUUGUUCUCACUGUUGAAUAUGUUUCUGGAAACAAAUUACAAGAAAUUGCUUUGAAGAGAAUUUUAUCAUAUGUAUUCUAUGGUUUAAAGUCUUUUGAUCCAGAUUUGGUUGCAGGUUCAUUGAUGAUUACAACUCAAAUUUCCUCAAGUGUUACUCUUUCUGUUUCUGUUGUGGAUGCCCUCAUUGAAGUUUUAAUUCCAGUAAUGACAAAGAGUGAUACGGAUAGUGUUUUGAUGUGUUUAGUUUUCUUGUUCCAAAGUCAACCUAUUUCAAAGAUGAGAACUUCAUUUGUUAAAUCAUUAUCAGAAAUUGAAGGUUUUGUGGAUUCUGUCAAUAGAUUGGUUGCUCUUAACAAUAUUGAUAACUUUUUGAAUGCCUUUUUGAAUACUCUCCUUGAAUACAGUUUCGAACAAAAUAGUGUUACCCUUCUCGAAGAAAUGGUUACUAAGAUUGAUUUCACAAAUACUGUACCAAAGGUUAUUGCCGUUUUACUUAAUUUAUUUAUUUCUGAUGCUUCAUUCUCAGAAAUUAUCAAGAAGGUAUUGCUUACAUUCGAAAGAAGAUAUAGCUCGGAAACUGAUAGAGGGUUAGAGUUGGGACUUCGUACUCUUGAUGAAGAACAACAUGGAAAAGCUCUUGAAUUUUAUUCAUCUGUUUUUAAGGGAUCUCAACAUGAAAUUAUUCCAGAAAUUAGUACUACCCUCUACCUCUCUCUUCAACAUCACGAAAAGACAGUUCGUAUUCUUGGGUUGAAACAUUUAGGAAAGAUUGCCAAGACAACAGUUGAUGAACAAACUAAGUCAUUUAUUACAGAGUCUUUGUUGGAAAGACUUAAUGAUGAAGAUCCAACAAUUUUGAAUUUUGUCCUCAAUUUACCAGAAGUUUUGAUUUAUCUUACACCUGAAAAGAUUGUUGAUAAGAUUGCCCACAUUGUCAAACAAAUUGAAGAUAAUAAGGCAGAUGAGUCAUCAAAGGUUCUUUCUCAAACUAUUGCUGAAAAGUUUUUGAUUGACAAGAUAUUCUCUGCUGGAAGUGUUGAAAAGAUGUUAACCUUUGUUUUCAGAUUCCUCUUACUCACUGCUGAUUUCAAAGAAACCAAUGUUAAGGUUAUCAAAUCUUUGCAAAAAUUGAGCCAUCCAUUGUUCAAGAAUCUUUCUAGUGUCACCAUCAAGGAUGCUGCCUCAACAAAUACUCAAAUUAUCAACGCUAUAGCUAAGAAUAUUGGAUCUCAACCAGACCUCGCAUUAAUUUGUGAAAAUACUGCUGUUAAGGAAGGUUUGGGAACCAAGGCAGUUUUACUCUUGUUGGCUUCUGCAAUGAAGCAAGCCACCAAAAAGGAUGCCAAACUUUUGAUUGCUUCCUCCAUUCUCAGAUUGGUCAAGAAGUUCAGCUUAAAGUCUGGUCUUGCUAUUUCUGCUAAGGACGUUUUCCAUCCAAAUCAAUCAGCUAAUGUUGACACUGGCCUAUCAGUUAUUAAUUUAAUGUUCUAUGCUGCCUACUCAAUGCUCGAAAACUUGGAAGCCGAAUCAUUGAAUGUUAAGCAAAUGAUUAACCACUUCAAUGGAAAGAGUGAAUCCAAGUUUGAAUAUACCACUCUCUUGGCUGAAUUCUUCCUUACAAUCUCUGAAUCAAGACUCUUCGACCAAUUCACUUCUCAUAUUAAGGUUUUGAUUGAAAAGCAUUUGAAGAAACAAUCCUUGCAAUUCUUAUCAGUAUUCUGGGCUUCUGAUUCUGAAUUUGUUUCAUAUAAGCCAAAGAUGAGAAGCUUGUUGAUUGGUGUUAUGAUGAUGGAAGAUGAUGUUGACUACCAAUUCUUACUUCCAGGUCUCUUUAUUGCUUUGCAAAAUAAUUUGUCAAAGGAUAUGUGCUCUGCAAUUAUUUCUUGCAUCAAGAGAGUUCCAGGAGCCAAGCUUUAUGAACACGAUUUGAAGAGUCAUCUCAAGCCAUUAUCUAAGGAUACCUUGAAAAAGAUUGCCACUACAAUCGAAUCAAGAAGUUUUGAUUUGUCUGCAGAUAGUUCCCAUAUCCAACAAAUUAUUACUGAAUUACCAACUGAAGUUGCUGAUAUGAUUUUGAAAGUCAUUACAGUUAGCGAAACAACUUUUGAAAAGGUUUCAUUACUUUCAUCGCUUUCUCAACUUCCAUCUACUAAGGUUAUGUCUUCAUUGUUCUCUCUCUUCACAACCUACCUCAAGAAGAUUGAAUCUGGAGAAACAUUGUCAAGAUUGGAAAUUUUAUUGGUUUCAAAAUUGAUCAAGCUCGUAGAUAUUGAUCUUCUCACUAGCCAAAAUCCACAAAAGUACUUUGAAGAAGGUUUACUUAAAGCUAUUUCUAUUGCUAAGCCAGCCACAACAACUUCUGCCAUUACUUUCAUCCCAUCUAUUGAAGUUGUCAACAAUAUCACAAGCCAUCUCUUGAAGAAUAUUAGUGAAAAGAACCAAAAGGCUCUCUUUGAUACUAUUGCAAAAGUUUUGCGCUCAUCCACUAACACCAAGUUGACUCAAGUUUAUCAACAAAUUCUCAAACAAUUGCCAUUGAAUCCAGAAAUCCUUAAGAAUUAUAUUCCUACCACCACAAAGGGAAUGGAUACCAGUGAUGAUUCAACUGAUAACUUGUCAGAAUUAUCAAAUAUUCUUGAACUUGUUCAAAUCAUGAAAUCUGUUCCAAAGAGAGAAUCAUUGGCUCCACGCUUAUUCUCUCUUUUGAAGGAAUUGAGAGUAGAGUUGGAUACCAACAAGUACAGAGUUGAAUACCCAAUUACUAUGAUCUUAUCCGUGUUGUAUUCAAUUAGUACCAAGCUUGAUGAAGAAGGAGAAGAAAGAAACGUCCUCGCCAAGAAGGUUGAAAAGACUUUCGAUGUUGAUCUCAUUCUCAAGUGUCUUACUGAAAGUGAUUCAUCUCAAAUCAGAAAUCAUGCUAUUCUUUUGUUGGGUGAACUUGCCUCAAUCUUCCCUCUUCAAAUUAUUGAACAAAUUUUGGCUGUUAUGAAGGCUGUUGAAGGAAGUUUGAAGGAAAAGGAAGGUUUUGCUUUUGAUGCCAUUCAAAAGACCGUCCUUCAAAUUGUUCCAAAGCUCGUUGAACAAAAUAUGGACAUUAAGUUUAUUGUCAACGUAUUUGUCAACUCUAUGAAGUAUAUUCCAAAGGAAAAACGUCUUUCAUUCUUCUCAUCACUUGUUAAGGGAACAUCAAGAAAGAACAUUUAUGGUUUCGUACUUCUCAUGUUGACCCAAUGUGUUAAAAAUGGUGAUCAAGAAGACAGUGCAAUGAUUACUGCUUUCUGCCACGAACUCGUCGAAUAUUUCCAAGUUAGCAAGCAACUUGUUGCUUUGGUUAAGUUGGUCAACAUUGGUUUAUCAAUCUCAAAGGAUGAUGAUCCAAAGAACUCUUUCUAUACUCCUUCAGAAUAUUCUGAUGAAGAACGUCUUGCUUUGCUCGUCUUUAUUCUCGAAUUCAUUUCUGAACACUUAUCAUCAAUGGAAUUCUUGAGAAUGCUCAUUUUGGAAGAAGAAAAGGAUAAGGAAUCAUCUCAAAGUUAUUUGUUAACUGUUGCUGAAAACUUGAAUCAAAUCAGAGACAACAUCAAGGAACCAACUGUUGUUGAUUUGGUUGAUGAAGUUUAUGCUAAGAGUCAACAAUUGUUGAGCUCUCAAAGCUUUGUUGCUAUGAUUAAGGCUCUCUUAGACAGUAGUUCUGUUACUAUGAGAGAAAGAGCUCUCUUCAUUUUAAACACUAGACUUACAGAUGAAGCAUCUAGAAUGGUCUCCAAGUUGAUUGAAGACGAAGAUGUUUUCAUUACACUUCUCAAGAGAUUGAAGGCUAUUCUUAGUGAUGCCAAAUCAAGCAACUUCCUCGUCCAAGGAUCAAUCAUUUCAGUUGAACUUAUGGCCAGAAGAUUUGCUAAGAACAAACCAAAACGUUUCGUAGCUAUCACACCAGCUGUCAUUGCUCAUUUGCAACACAAGUCUGCUGCUAUUAUCUCUUCUGCUGCUUUAUGCCUUUCAACUUUAUGUUUUGAAUUGGGUAGUGAUUCAUUGGAAUUCUUACCACAAAUCUGUCCAACUUUCACUGAACACAUUUCUGCUGUUAUUGCCAAGGAAGAAGACAUUUUGGAAGACGAAGAUGAAAAGGAUGAUGCUGAUUCUAAGCAACUCUUAGUUUUUGGUAUUCUCUCUGCUUUGGAAUUAAUUUCUAGAGUUCAUCUCAAGUUUAUGAGUCCAUACUUGAAGAGCAUCAUGAAUAUCUUGUUGAGCACUAGAAUUAUCCAUUCUACUUCUAAGAAGAUUGCUCAAAAGGCUUCUGACAUUUUAUUCUUCUUGGCCACCAAUGCUGAAACCAGACAUAUCCUUGAACCAGUAUUUGCCUCUUUGGAAGCUUCAGUUGCUUUUGGUCACGAAUCAGUGGUUAAACUCAUGACUGUUGUUUAUGAAAUUGUCAAUGUUAUGGAUGCCAAAUCAGUUGAAUCAUUCCAUUUGAAUAUUAUUGAUUUCUUCUUGGAAGCUUUGGACUUGAGAAGAAAGGGCAAGUUCGAAGGAAAGGCUCUUGAAACAGUUGAAAAGGCAAUUUGUUCUUCAUUCGAAGCAUUCGUUUUGAAGCUUAAUGAAGAUUUACUCAAGCCAUCCAUUAAGAAGAUGCUUGAUUGGGCAAGAGAACCUGUCUCUGCAAAGGAAGACUCUGCCAGUAACUAUUUGGAUUAUGGUGAUCACAAGUUUGCACCACCAGAUGCUGCUAGAUUGAUUGCUUUCUAUAAGAUUGUUAUUAGUAUGAACAUCAAAUUGGGUUUCCUUUUCAUUCCAUACUUUGGAUAUUUAUGGCAAAAUAUUAUUAGAGAUAUCAAGGCUGUUUGUGGUGAAGAAGAUGAAGAAUCUGACGAAGAAGAAGAAACAAAGGAAAAUUCAAAGAAGAGAAAGUUGAAGGAAUUAACAACCAAGAAGCAACCAAAGCUCUGUAUUAUUUCGUCAUCUGAAGAAAGAAAUCAACUUGCCUAUUUGAUUCUCAACGCCUUAACACUCUGUUUCCUCAAUGAUAGAGAAUCAUUUGUUAGUUCAAAUGAUAGAUUUGAACAAUUAGUUGAACCACUUGCCAAGAUUCUUGGAGUUGAAGAAGUCUGUGAACACAAUUAUGAACUCAUUACCAAGACAUUUGGUUCCCUUGCUAGUGUUGUUACUCAACAACAAUGGAAACCACUCCAAUACCAAGUUUUACAAAAAACUAAGAAUGAAUCAACUAUUUGUAAGAGAACUGCAAUUGGUUGCAUUGCUUCAUUCUAUGAAUACGUAGGAAAGGAAUUUAUUAUCAUGUUACCUGAAAUGAUGCCAUACGUUGCUGAAUUAUUAGAAAGCGAAGAUGAAGAAGUUUUGAAGGAUACUCGUAACAUUGUCUUGACUAUUGAACAAAAGACUGGUGAAGAAAUUUCACACUUCUUAUCCGAAUAAAUUCAUACUAAAGUUUCAUCAC